Messenger RNA from Chlorella variabilis, 2877 nucleotides. RefSeq lists its product as hypothetical. NCBI's taxonomy places the organism in Eukaryota, Viridiplantae, Chlorophyta, Trebouxiophyceae, Chlorellales, Chlorellaceae. Bases 1 to 2877 code for a protein of 958 amino acids. The record is from RefSeq and is a predicted model, not a curated record. The transcript is spliced from 8 exons.
AUGGCAAAGCCUGCUGGCGCAGCGCUGCCAGCCUGGCCCCUCAGCGGUGGCAGCGCCGCUGAUGGCGGCAGCCUGUUCAGCCCAGACCUGCGCUGCAUGCUGGCCAGCCCGGCAGGCGCUGCGCGCGGGGCCCCGGGCAGCGGCAGCGCCGCCGCCGCAGGCGCCGCCUUGCUGGAAGGCUUCCCCACGACUGCCGGCAGCCCCCGGAAGGGUCCGGUGCCUGACAGUGGGCGCCUGGUGCUGUCCUCCCCAGCACCCACCGCCAUCGGCAGCCUGCUGGCCUCCCCAGACUUCCGCUGCACCUUUGCAGCGCCCACCAGCGCCACGGCCGCCGCGGGGCUGGCAUCGGCAGCCGCGGCAGGCGCCGGCGCGGCCGCGCGCGCGCAGCCUUUCCACCUCCCCUCGGCGCCCGGCAGCGCGGCUGGCGCCUCUGGCGCCCGUCCACGCUGGCCAUCUGCGCUGAAGCAGGCGCAGCCGCUGGCGCUGCCGGCGCAGCUGCAGGCACGGUUCACCUGGGCUGCCCUGCCCCCUCCAGCAGCGGCUGGCGCUCAGAUCCUGGCCUCCGCCGCUGCCGCCGUCGCCAACAACCCGGCUGCUGCUGCCGCUGUGGCCCUCAUCGCGCCCGCACCCCUGAAAGGCUUUGUGCCUGUGAAGGCGCCUGUACCCAGCGGCAUAAACGACCACAGCGGCAGCGGCACGCGCGGCGCGCGCCGGCAGCCCAGCCGCCCCCGAGGCCGCAAGGCCGCCGCGCCUGGCGACGCCGCUCCUGCCGAGCAGGCUGGGGCCGAGGGGGCAGAGGGCCGGGAGGACGAUCCCGGCUCGCACCCGCCGCAGCUUGCGGCGGCCGGCAGCGGCGGGGCCAGCUGCUCACUCCUGGACGGCAUGGCUCACGCACCCUGGGCCUCCCCUCCAGGGCUGGGACAGAGCUUGUCACUGGGCCCCUCCUUUGGCCUACCGCCAGACCAAGCCAGGAUGCUGGCGCCGCUGCUGGCGCUGAGCCCCGGCAUGCCGUCCUCGCUGCCGUCAGGCCCUGAGCCGCAGAAGGAGCAGGAGCAGGAGGGGCAGGAGCGUGGCACAGCUUCCCUGUCGCUAAGGCCCAGGCGCCGCCGCUCCGAGUCUGCCGCACCGACCCCGGCCGCGCCGACCUCUGUCAUCCAGCCUGCCACCGCCUCUGCUUUCCAGGCCGUCCAGCCGCAGUCGAUGCAGGUGCAGCAGCCGGCGCAGGCAGCUGCUGCCGCUCCCAAGGUCAGGAGGGGCAAGCAGCGUGCAAUGCAGGGCCCCCAGGCCGCGGCAGCAGCGGCGGCGGGCCGGGGCGCCAAGCGGGCUGCCGCGGAGCCUCCCGCCGCUGCCGCUGCUGCCAGGGGCAAGCGAGCCAGGGCGGCGGCGGCGCCGGUGGCGGCGCCGGCACCUCCACCCGCCACUUCCGAUGAUGGCGGGGGGCAGGCCCGCCGCAGGCACACCCGCAAGUCUGCUGCUCCCCGCAAGUCUGAGGUGGAAGGGCACACUGUGGCCACAAGCAGCGAGUCAACCGAUGCCGCAGCGGCUCCCGCCGCCGGCACCAGGGCCAGGGCGGCAGCAGCAGCCAGCAUGCCGCCAGCUGCGGGCGCCGCCACUGGGCUGGCCGCCAGCAGGGCCGCCGCUCGACAGAAGCUGGCAGCCUGCAAGGCGCCUGCUGCUGCUGAGAGGAAGGGCGUGGGUGCAGCCACUGCGGAGCCGCAGCCGCCGCCGCUGCCGCCUGCCCCAGCAAAGCAGCGCAGGCCUGCAGGCCGCCAGGCCCCGGCCCCAGCGCCGCCUGCUGCUGCCGCAGCACCUGCUGCAGCUGCGUCCCGCCAGAAGGCGGCGGAGGCCCCAGCAGCCAGCAAGCAGGCAGCACCUACCAAGAAGCGGGCCGCCCUGCCGGCCAUGCAGCCGGCGGCAGCGGAGGAGCCGCCUGCCAAGAAACGGCGGGUGGGCGCCGCUGGGAGCAGGGCAGCCCGCCCGCAGCUGCAGGGCAAGGAAGAGAAGCAGCAGGAGCAGCAGGAGAAGGGUGGCCAGGCUGGCGCCGCCAUCAAAGCAGCAGCGCCGCCUGCCCCUGCCGCUGCUGCCGCGGCUGCUGCUGCCGCUGCCGCUCCUGCGCCGCCGGCGGCGGCUGCGGCAGGUGCCGGCAUGGGGCGCCAGCGCGCGGCAGCUGUUGCAGCGGCAGCCGGCAUCAAGGCGUGCGCGGCUGCUGAGGGGUCGCCCGCCCCGCGCGCCACGCAGCCCGCGGCGACAACCGAGGGCCAGCGGCGCGGCAGGGCGGCAGCGCCCGCUGAGUCAGAGGAUGAGUCGGCGGAGGAGGCGGCGGCGGGGGGCAGCAGGGGCCGCAGCCGGGGCGAGAAGCAGCCCCCAGGCCAGAAACAGCGCGGGAGGGGGCGCUCUGCGGGGUACCGCAAGGACCCUGCCAAGGUGGCAGCCGCGAUCCUCAGCAGGCAGCGGGUGCCGGGCCAGCUGACCCGCGUGCAGCGCUUUGCCCUCCAGAUCCAGGCGCACAUCGGCAGCCGCAGCGAUGUGCGGGAGGGCGAGGUGCGACGCACGUUUGGCAACAACCCAGAUGUGUCCAAGGCGCUGCGCGUGCUGGCGGAGCAGGGCAUGCUGGUGCGCAGCGGCGAGGGCGGGCGCGGCACCCCCUUCUCCUACACAUCCACCGCCAAGGGGCGCGGCGGCGUGGCAGAUGCACUCCGCAAGCUGGCAGAAGAUGCGGAGCUGAUUCGGCGGGGCAAGUCGGCCGCCGAGGCCGUGCAGGCUGGCGGCGGCGGGGGGGGCGCGGCACAGGCGGCGCCAGCCGGUGGCGGCGGCGAGGGCCCCGGCGAGCAGCGGGAGCAGGCGGCGGCUGCCGGCGCCGAAGGGGCGAGCGCCUAG